Mytilus trossulus (common blue mussel) is the source of this 2273-nucleotide messenger RNA. Its product is annotated as zinc finger protein ZFP2-like. The transcript has a single exon. NCBI's taxonomy places the organism in Eukaryota, Metazoa, Mollusca, Bivalvia, Mytilida, Mytilidae. The record is from RefSeq and is a predicted model, not a curated record. Bases 37 to 2217 code for a protein of 726 amino acids. Gene Ontology annotation, molecular function: protein binding; DNA-binding transcription factor activity, RNA polymerase II-specific. Gene Ontology annotation, cellular component: nucleus. Gene Ontology annotation, biological process: regulation of transcription by RNA polymerase II.
UAUAACCAAUCAAAUUCGAAAAAGUAUCCUAGCAAGAUGGCGACUGUUGCCAAAGCUCAAACAUUCUCCUGUGAGAACCAAUAUAAGUCUGUCAUACAACUAUUAAAUGACCAGAGAAAGGCACGAAUUUUCUGUGAUGUGAUUUUGCGAGUUGGAAAAGAACAAUUCUAUGCACAUUCAAAUGUGCUAGCAGCAACCAGCCCCUAUUUCGGUGCGUUCUUAGGACAGGGUCAGGAUCACCCGAGGGCAUUUUCACAGAAAAUCCCACAAGUUAUUGAAAUACACAUUGACGGUGAUUGUGAUAACCAAGGAUUUACAACGGCCGUGUCGUUAGUACUUGAUUAUAUGUACAGCAGCAACAUCACAUUAGACUCUGAUUGCCUCGUUCAGGUUGUAGAAAUUGCAAAAAUAAUGCAAAUAGAAAAAGUUUUGGAAUUUUGCAAUACAUUUGAAUCUGGCAAACAAUUAGAUGCCGACAUAACAAUAGCUAAAACUACACCUGUUCAAACUCAGACAGAACCGCUAUUUACAUUUUUAGAAAAUAAAUCUGUUCAGACAUGUGAUAUUGACUCAGUUUUUGACCUUUGGUGCAAAAAAAAGCAAGUUCGAAAUCUUGAACAUUUUAAUAUAGACUAUGUAGAGGGUCGACCAAAAGUGAAAAAUAGUAAAAUACAAACAGCAGCAAAAUACAAGAAACUUAUUAAAAAAUCAGGUGCAUUUCUUCUGGACAGGAAAAAGGACGUCAAGAAAAAUAUUUCAUUACUUGGAGUAACACACAGAAAAAGAGGCCGCCCACCACUACCAGAACAUGCUAAACUUAAUGCCCUUAUUGAACAAAAUCAAAUGAAAGGAAAAGGUGAAACUGAUAAGGUAGAAGAAAAUCCAACAGCAAAAGCACCUGAACAUGCUGAAUCAAAAAACAAGCACAUCCAUGAAGAAAGUCAUGAAGAUACAAAUUGUAAACGCAUAAAAUUUGAAAAUACUGAAGCAUUGAAAAACAGAAAAGGAACUUACAUUGAACAGACAGAGGGCAGAUUUCCUUCACGAAAAAAUAGAGGAAAGAAACCAUCAAAAUUUUUAGAUGAUGCUGAAUCAGAUUCUGAUGCUCUUGUGGUUGAUGAAACAGGAGAUGAAUCUUCCCCAAAUCAGCCAAAGCUUGAAAAUAUAUGGCACAACUGCGAUGAAUGUCCAUAUUCUACAAACUCAUCAUAUCAAUAUAAUAGACAUACAAAAGCUCAUCAGAAUGAUAGAGACCGCCUUGAAGGAAGCGAUAUUAAAGAAUAUAAAUGUGAUCGCUGUGAUUUUUCAUCUUAUAAAUACAAAGUUUUACAAACACACAUUCAAGAACAUCUACAUGCUGAAAAUAUUUGCAGUUUUUGUGAUUUUGAAGCAGAAAAUUCAGACUCACUGCUUGAACAUAUCCUAAUUCAUAAACCACCAAAUCCGUUUCAUUGUAUUUAUUGUGACAGUAAAUAUAAAACACGAGCUCAGUUAAAUGUCCAUCUUCCAAAACAUUUAACUGUUAAACCUUUUAUCUGUGAAAUUUGUCAAACUGGAUUCAAGUGGAAACAUGCACUUAAAUGCCACAUGGCCACUCAUAGUGAAACAAAAGAUCAUCUGUGUGAUGUUUGUGGAUUUGCAACCGCUCACAAAAGUCAAUUAAAAGCACAUAAACUCAUUCAUACAGGAGACACAUAUAAAUGUGAAUAUCCAAAUUGUAAAUUCCAGUCAAUAAAAAAGCAGAGUUUGAAAUAUCAUAGACUUACACAUACUCAGGAGAAACCCCAUCAAUGUGAAAUAUGUGGGCAAAGUUUUUCAUUGAAAAAGAAUUUAAACAGACAUGCAUUACUUCACACUGAUGUGCGACCACAUAAAUGUAAAUUUCAUGAAGUUUGUAACUUUGCAACGACAAGGUAUGAUAAGUUAAAAGAACAUUUGCUCAAGAUUCACAGUCAUGGAGUGGCACCAAGCAAAAAGUUUAGACUUUCUGACUAUCCAAAAAGUUUAGUUCCUCCUGAUGAAGAAGAACCUCCAAUGCCUAGCAUGCCUAGUGUAAUUCAUAUUGAGAAUUCUGAUAUAAGUUUAGGCCAGAUAUCAUUGAAUGAUUUAGAGACAAAAGUAUACAUACAGCAACCUGGAGGAGAAUCUGUACCCAUCACUCUUGUGGCAUCUAAAUUUGAAAUACCAUAUCAAUUGAUAACUAAGCUUGAAAACUAAUUGUUACUUGUUACUUGAAGAGUUGUAUAUAUAUUAAAAUAACAGUAUUUAUGACA